CGGGCAAGAUAGAAUUUCAUUCGUGAACUUACUUUCGCAGCCGAAGGGAGUGUUUGUUGUGAGGCGUGAUAAGUGUGAUUAUAUUGGCUUCGAGACUGAACCGUUUUUUUUUUAUUUUCUUCGCUGAGGCGUACGUGCAGUGCAGUACCGAGUGAUUGAAGAUUAUGAUUUCGGGUUCCGGGAAGCUGUGGCGGCAGGUGGCGUUUGCGGUGGCACUGCUGGGAGGAGGGAUUCUAACGGUCGUCGGUGGAUUUCCUCGAGGCGAAACGAAUGGGUGCCUGCGGCAUUCCCCAUCCCUUAACAAGUGCAUCGAGCGAUCCGUUCAGUACUACAUCACGUACAUGUCGAACGGUAAGAUUUCCGACCGAUACUACGUGAUGUCCAUCGAUCCGCUAGCAUUCCCAAACACCACUUUGGUCCGAAACAGAAAUAUUCAAACGUACUUCCUAAGCAGGGAGAUGAGAGGAUUCAAGAAUUCAUUCGUCACCGAUGUCAAGGCAGAUCUCAACAAACUGGAAUUCCUGCUGCAAAUUCACAUGCCAGCUUUGGACGUGCAUGGAUCAUACAGGGCGGAACUGGCACACGAACGACAGAUCGCUGAAUGGGCUAAAAUGUUUUCCUCGAUUCGCAACUCCACCCUUCGGAUACACCUUAAGGGAACGACGUACGAAAGUGACGACCGGAUAUACGUCCGGGUGAACAUUACCGACUUUGAUCUGACGAUCGGCGAUCAUACGGUGGGAUUCGGUUGGUUCACCAUGAGCGGCAAUUACUCCGAGCAUAGCCAGAAUUUUGAUUUGGAACGUGGCCGUAACAUUCUGUCGAUUGUGGAGAAUGAGUUCACCGAAAGUUUCCGGCAAAAGUUCCAGCUGUUGUUGAAUGAGAUUUUGCGAUUAGCGCCUUUCGAGCGGUUCUUUCCCAGUCAGUAGUAGAGGUAACCGGCAGACCGAGAGACGUUAUCAGUGAUGCGAUGAGUACAGAGGGGAAUGUAAAUAGAGCUUUAUUUGUAAUAAUAAACAAUAUUUAUUUUUGUACGAAA
Topomyia yanbarensis is the source of this 1039-nucleotide messenger RNA. RefSeq lists its product as uncharacterized. The transcript has 4 exons. Bases 165 to 929 code for a protein of 254 amino acids. The record is from RefSeq and is a predicted model, not a curated record. Lineage: Eukaryota; Metazoa; Arthropoda; Insecta; Diptera; Culicidae.